UUAUCGUUGUUGUUAUUUAUAUUCUCGAAAGUGUGACGCUGGUCGCUGAUGUCUUUCUCCUUAGAACAAUCAAAUAAAGAAGCAUAGAACAAGUUGAUUGUCCUGUGUCCGCCGCCCGGUAUUUCGUUUUUGUGAGUUUGCGACCGUCGUCAUUAUAAUUUACGCUACAGUCACUAGUCAGUAGGUUUAAAACAGCAAUAAUGUCAAGCGAUUCGAUUAAAUCAUUCAACAAUGUGGAGUCACCUGGAUUCGUCGGUUUUGCCAAUCUGCCGAAUCAAGUACACCGUAAAUCCGUGAAAAAAGGCUUUGAAUUCACGCUUAUGGUGGUCGGUGAAUCAGGUCUUGGAAAGUCUACGCUUGUCAACAGCCUUUUCUUAACGGAUUUAUAUCCCGAACGCACCAUUCCAGAUGCCAUUGCAAAAACCAAGCAGACUGUUAAAUUAGAUGCAUCAACUGUAGAAAUUGAAGAGCGUGGUGUUAAAUUACGACUUACCGUAGUUGAUACUCCUGGUUUUGGGGAUGCCAUAGAUAAUUCAGAUAGUUUUCGAGCUAUUAUUCAAUAUAUUGAUGAGCAGUAUGAACGAUUUUUAAAAGACGAAAGUGGAUUAAAUAGACGUCACAUUAUUGAUAAUCGUGUUCAUUGUUGUUUCUAUUUUGUUUCUCCGUUUGGUCAUGGAUUAAAGCCAUUGGACAUUGAACUAAUGAAAAAACUGCAUAAUAAAGUGAAUAUUGUUCCUGUCAUUGCCAAAUCCGAUGUUCUUACUAAAAAAGAAAUACAGAAAUUAAAAAAAAGAAUACUAGAAGAAAUUAAUGCUAAUGGAAUAAAGAUUUACCCUCUACCUGAUUGCGACAGUGAUGAAGAUGAAGACUAUAAAGAACAGGUUAAACAAUUGAAAGAAGCUGUACCAUUUGCUGUCUGUGGUGCAAAUCAAUUAUUAGAAGUCCGUGGUAAAAAAGUCAGAGGACGGUUUUAUCCUUGGGGUGUUGUUGAAGUUGAAAAUCCUGAACAUUGUGACUUUAUCAAAUUACGCACCAUGCUUAUCACACACAUGCAAGAUCUUCAAGAAGUAACACAAGAAGUACAUUAUGAAAACUACCGAUCUGAGCGUUUAGCGAAAGGAGUACCUGUGCCAAAAAGAACAACAUCAUUACCUGAACAUGAGAAAAAUUCUGGCUCAGAAAAAGACAGAAUUUUACAAGAAAAGGAGGCUGAACUUAAACGUAUGCAAGACGUCAUUGCCAAAAUGCAAGCUCAAAUACAACAACAAACACCUUAAUAUAAUUUCAAUAUUAACAAUUUACAAAUUUAUCCAACGACUGUGUAGAGAAAAAUACCUCUUGAUUCCAUGAUGCCAUUAAAAAUACUAUUUUAUUCUUAUGAUCAGUAUGAUUCCAGAUAAAAUUAUAAUUUUAUAUUUAGAUGUACUUAAUCUUUAAACUAUAAUUAUUGUUUGAUAAGUAUUCUUUAAUAAUUGACGUUUAAAAAUAUUAUUUACAAAUUUACAAUAUUAUCUAAAUUGCAGUCAUACAUAGCCAAAUAGGUAUGUACCAUAUGGUGCCUUUUAAUUUUUACUUGUUCAAACUUGAGCAUGUCCAGUAUAUAAUAAUAAUUUUCAUCAUACAACUGAUCUAAGAUUCAAAUUAAUGGCCUAUAAUUUUAACAUAAUAUUUUAUUUAAAUUAAUUAAUCAUAUUUCACCUAACCUUUAGUUAAGAUCUGAUACUUAUAUUUUUAUACUUUAUCUAUAUUUAUAAUAAAAAUUAAUUCGGGAUUUAAUUUAUAAUUAUUAAAAAUAUGUAUUUUAUUUUGAUAGUUCUCAUUUAUAAUAUAAGGAAGUACCUCAAAAUUAUUUUAGAUGACUAUGAUUGAGUAUUCUGAGAUUCAACAUAAACAAUUUUGCAUGUACUUAAUUAUAAUCAUAUAUAUAUUUUUUAAAUAUUCCAUAACACUUAUAUGUACUUAUAGCAGUGGUUCUUAACCGGUUUUCUGCAGAACACAGGUGUUCCGUGGACUUAAUUUAAGUAUUCCGACAAAAUUUCAAAAUCAAUGAAAAAAAUUUAUUUAGUACUUCUAUUUUCAUUCUCUUAACAUUUUGACUUUUAAAACAAAACACAAUGAUAUAAGUAAGACGUUUUACUAAAAUAUUUACAAACUGUUUUAUGCUAUACAUUUAUUGUUUAAUAUAUUAAACAAUUGUUAAAACAUUAAUAUAAUUACAGUUUUAUUUUACGGCUGUGUUCCGCAAAAACCUCAUAAAAUGUUAAGUGUUCUGUCAUUCGAAAAAGGUUAAGAGCCACUGAUUUAUGGUAAUAUAAUAAAUACUGUACAUAUUAUAAUAUACUAUAUUCUUUAUACAAUAUAUAUUAUUUAUAUAUUUA
Messenger RNA from Aphis gossypii (cotton aphid), 2378 nucleotides. It is a transcript of the gene Septin1, whose product is annotated as septin-1. The coding region runs from base 201 to 1277 and encodes 358 amino acids. The transcript is spliced from 9 exons. Gene Ontology annotation, biological process: regulation of exocytosis; cytoskeleton-dependent cytokinesis. Gene Ontology annotation, molecular function: GTPase activity; molecular adaptor activity; GTP binding. Lineage: Eukaryota; Metazoa; Arthropoda; Insecta; Hemiptera; Aphididae. The record is from RefSeq and is a predicted model, not a curated record. Gene Ontology annotation, cellular component: cell division site; septin complex; synaptic vesicle.